Molecule: messenger RNA, 6319 nt
Organism: Harpegnathos saltator (Jerdon's jumping ant)
Lineage: Eukaryota; Metazoa; Arthropoda; Insecta; Hymenoptera; Formicidae
Exons: 3
Coding region: 718-6048 (1776 amino acids)
Source: RefSeq, a predicted model, not a curated record
GCUUCUCUCUCCCUCUGCUCUUCUCUCUUUCCUUCAAUUCAACAGCCUCGGAUUCAUACGAAACCAUCGGACAAAACACUUCUCUAAUUAUUUCGAAUUAUACCGCUAAUGCCGUUAAUCGCACAACACGAUUCGUCACGACGAUUCGCGACGACCUAUCCGCGGCGCGCUACGCCGUGCAGCAAUGCACCAGGUGAUCACCGUUCGAGCAUUCCCGAGGUAGUUGUGUCGCGGCCCGUCGAAUACCAGGGUUGCUAUAAAUAAUUCGAUGUCCGCUCCGGUCGCGCUCACGGUGGAUAGCCGAAGCAGCAGAGAGUCGUCUAGGAGCCGCUGUAGCGGGCUGCUCUAGCAACCGCUCAGCCUCCUCCUCUCUCUCCCUCUCUCUCUGUCUCUCUUUCUCUCUCUCUCUCUUUCACUCUCUGUCUCUUUCUCUUUCUCUUCUUCCCUCUGUUCAUCCCUCUUCCACCCUCUUUCCUCCGAUCGAGGGGUGAAGAGCGUCCCGUGGACGACGUCCACGAGGACAUCGCUGUGUGUCGAAUACAGAAGGAACGACGAGAUCACGUCGUCGUCGUCGUCGUCGUCGUUGUCGUCGUCGUCGUCGUCGCGGCCGCUGCGUUCUCGACGUUGACGUCGACAGACGUACAGACAGGCAGGCAGAGGAAGAGGAGACUGGAGGUGGAUUAGCGCGGGACCUCCGUGGCUCCCACGAGGGUGGGGAUGGAGCCGGAGCAACGAGGACACGCUUCACGAGCGUCGUCGACGUCCAGCCUCGGACGCGAGGUCCGUUGCGGCUGUCAGUACUACCAGAGCGACUCGCUUCUACCGGAACGACGUGCUCUCCUCGUCAGACCGUCAUCCAGGACGAUGCAGCAGCCACCUGGGGUCCGCUGCAGUGAGCACGAAUACGAACCGAUCGCACCUCCGCCGCCGUCGCUGCCGCAUCCGGCGAUGGCGCCGGUCGUGCGGAUCAGCGACACGGACGUGAUGCCCGUCGCCGACAGCGACGACAGCAUCGACGACCGGGGUCGGCUGCCACCCGAGCUGAUCUUGGACGGCGACGUGGUGCUGCCGCUGGACGGCAAGAUAGAGGACAGCGCGAUGGAGGGUCGCGAACUCGGCGAGACCUGCGGCGACACCUCCGAAGAGCAGGAGCCGACGGCCCAGCAACUCCAAGACAGACUCGAGGAGCGGUUCCUCGACGCGCCCGCUCCUCACACCGAGUCCAGGACUGACGGCGAGGUCAACAGCAGUCAGGUAGACUCCUCGGCGAUGGAGGAGCUGCCACCUCGGCGAGGCGCGCGUGGGCUACCGCAAUGCCUGAGGACUCAGGCUGGCAAGCUGCGAUCUCGGCUCCGGGGGUUCCAGAGGCCAACCUUCACCUUCCCGCAACGGCAGAAGAAACCCGAAAAGACAGCGAGGUCGUCGGCCAGCGGUGGCGGCAAGUCCGACAAGUCUCGCACCGCAUCAGAGAAGAGGCCCAGCCGAAUGGACCGGAUAAGGACGUCCAUUUCCGAGAGAACAAAGUUCAGCUUACCGGAUCGGCCAAAAUUCAGCCUGCCCGACAGGUCCAAGUUCCACCUGCCGGAGAGACCAAAGUUCAACUUCCCGGACAAGUCUCGCUUCCGCCUGCCGGACAGAUCGAAAUUCACCAUCAAGAAACCCAGCAUCCGCCUAGCCGACGCGCUCGCGCGCGUCAAACGGCCGGCUUCUCUGCGCGAGCAACAGAAGCAACGCUCGACCGAGUCCACCGCCGGCUCCAAGCGCAACAUCUUCGACUUCGCCACGUACCCUCGCAUCUUCGACAAGAAGUCGAAGAAACGCGGCGAGUACGCGACAUCCUCGCCGAAAGACUCGAGAGCGCAGUCCGCGGAGAUCGCGACCUUCCCUCGCGCACGAAAGGGGAGGCACCUCGGCGCCAGAUGGACCCGAGCCUUCGGCAACUCGUCUUCCCAGGAUCGUGCAGAGGCGGCAGCGAGCGACGAGUCACCCCCGUGGCAUCAAACUUCGAUAGAGGAGCCUCGAGAGCCGAGGUUGUCCGCCAGAACGGAAGAGGAGAUCAUGGCGGCGGCUCGCGCGAUCCCGUGGGAGGAUACGAGAAAACGCGAGGAGCGACGUUACGACGAAGAGGAGAUACAGUACAUGGACUACGAGCAGGAGUCCUCGCAGGAGGUGUCGGAUCGUCAGCCGCCCCCGAGGAGGUCCCACAAGGCGUCGAGGAGGAAGGAAGAAUCUUACGAACACGAGGAGCCGGUGGAGGAGGAUCCGAGGCUGUACGGCGACGAAGAGGCGAGGCACGUUCAUCGAGACGAAGUUGAAGAAGAGGACCUGGCGGUGCAAGACGAUUGGCACGCGAACCAGCAGAUGAUGAUGCCCGAGGAGAAGUUCAGGCCGAUUCCAAGGUCGCGAUCGUUGGACGAGGACAUGCCGCGGGCUCUGGAUGAAGUGGGAUACGAAGGAGCGUUCAUGGCGGUGGACCCGAGGCGAUUUCGACCGCGCAAGAUCGCGUCCGAGGAGAAGGAAGAAGAGAAGCACGAGGAGGAAUUGGAAGAGGACUUGGAAGAACACGAGCCCUCCUCGAUGCAGUCGAAUCUGGAACAGCAACAGUCCAGCGGCAGCUCCUGCGACCGCAGACGCCGCGGGGUCAUCGAAGAGAUCGAUUCGGACGAAUUCUUCCUGCGAGCAAGCGGCAUCAGCCAGGACGACAUGAAUCUGGGUAGUUACCUGCCCGACGAGAUACGGGACGCUCUCAGGGCGGAGAUCGUCAGCGCCUUGCAGGACGAGGAGAUGCCACCUACUCCGCCUCAACGUCCCAUGAGAACGCGAUCGUUGAGGAAACGCGAAGAGAAAGAUUCCACGGAGACAGCGAAGGAAGUCGUGCCGCCGCGGCCGGCCAGGCCAAAGAGGGAACGCGGCCCCACCCGGGCUCGGCGCAGUCGAGAGGCGUCGAUCGUUGGCGAGGUCUUCCGCGAGCGCACCAGGAGUGAUUCCAGAAGUGACUCCAGACAUCGCGUGGUGUACCAGGCGGAAGGGGCGAUUCAGUCAGCGUUUGAAGAGCAGGAACCGCUGGACGAUAUAGUCGUGGUGAAGCCAGUGCGCAGAAAGUCCAGGUCGUCCUUGCGCAGUCACUCGCAGCCGCCGAUGGAGACGUCCAUAUUGUCGUCCUCGAUCCCCGCCAUCAUUGUGCCCACCAUGGAAUCGUCGUCGAGCCCUUUCCUGCCGAUACCACCGGCAGUACCGGUGCGCAGGAAGCGUUCGCACCGAGAGACGGUGCUCGACCGGAGAAACGGCGACGUCGUGCCGAUCUGCAACGGUCACCGCGAGUGGGGGAUGGAAAGCGCAGCGUCCAAGAAGCCGACGACACCAGCGAGACGGUCACGAUCACGACAGUCGUUGACGGAACAACAGCAACAACAGAUGAUCGCCGACGGCGAUGUAGUCGCGCUUGCGAGUCGAGAGGACGUCGACAAACUGAUCGGAGCAAGGAACGUCGCGGAACCGACACCGGUGCCUCCGAAGAGGAGAUCCCGCUCAAGAACAACGUCGGUCGCCGCCGACGAGGACAGAACGUCGCACGGUGCAGAGUCCUUACCGGAGGCGGGAUAUAUUGAGGAGGACAUACCACCAGACGAGACCAGUUCGGCGCGGGAUCUCUCCGGCUACGCGAUCGUGGAGAAGCGAGAGAGACCACCGAGACCGCCGCCACCCAGAAGGAAACGCGACAAGUUCGCCACCUCGCCGAGACCGAUCCCACCCAAGCGACCUCAGAGAGCGUACAGCACUCUAGGACCUGCUAGAUCGAGGACGGACACCAGCGACACGAUCACGUCGGAGACCAUCACCGCCUCUACCACACCGGUGCUCUUGUCAGCCGUCGACUCCACGCCAUACAUCGAAAUCGAUUCGGAUGACGUUGCGAUGGAACAUAGAGACGCUGCUCUUCGAGACGGUGGAGUGCUCGAUAAAAUCCAAGGCCGCCCGUUACCCGCUCCGCCGAGGCCACCCAGGUCGAGAAAGGAACACUUGAUCGUCGAACGACCCCGCACCCCGUUCGAAUUCGCGGUUGAGGAGACGACAGCGGCCACGCAGACUGAUCCGCUGCCUGACGACGUGGUGAUCGAAGAGGAAGUCACACAGGCGAAGCUCAUAGUGACGCCCUCCAGGUCGGGUUCGCAGGUGAUGGUGUCGAUGGAGCGCAUACCCAGUCCGUCCAGGACAGGCACGCCUCCGGUACCACCGUUGCCAUUAAUAUCGCAAAUCUUGAGGAAGGAACAGGAGGAGGAGCAGGAGAAACGAGAAGACGAAGUCGGCCGAAUGGCGUACGACACGGUGUCGUUGACGUCACCUUCGCCGACGAGGGAGACUGAACGGACGAGUAGACACAUGUCGGCGCCGCAUUUGGAGGAGCGCAGAGAAGAAGAAGAAGAAUUGCGCUCUCGAGCAAUCAGGUCGGCUCUGUUUUCCGACGAGCCGUUGAGGAUCAGCAGCCUCGAGGUGGGCGAUCUGAAGGUCGACCGAUUGAGCGUGUCGCAGAUCGAGGCGCACAAGAUCAUGGCGUCCGAGGUGGACGCGAUGGUGAUCGCAACGUCGGAAUUGAGAGGCGGCAGUGCUAUGGAGCAGAGCUUAUCGCCAGCCAUCAUCAGGGAGCUGAUAGCCAUCAGGAGUCACUUGGAAACCGUGGCGACUUCUCAGACGCAAGAGCGACACCACGAGAGCGAGAGAGAGAAAGCUGUGAGUCGCCAAGUAACCGACAUUCCCACGUCAGAAGACAGCAGUCAAGCGGCGGCAAGCAGAGAACGGCGGUUUUUGCAAGAGCGCUCGCAGGGAUUAGCGGAGGAGACGUCCGGCGACGAGACCGUCGAGCCAAUGCGCAAUGUCGAACUGCCAUCCGUGGAAGAUGCCGAGGAGAUGCCUGAGGCUGGCGAGGACCAAAAGGUUGUUAAAACUGACGUAUUAGAUAUCAAGGAUAAAGAAGUACCACACACUCCCUCACUUGCAAGUCCAGACUCCCUUCUCUCACAGACCCUUGCGAUAAAUCAGUUAAAGCCAACCGCUCAAGAUAAGUCAUUACGAAUUUUAGAUUCCGAACACCUCCUUACUUUGAGCUCGCGAACCACGUCGGGCUCCCACGUGGUGGACGAAUCGCGUGCCUCGUUCCCUCCGUCGUCGGACGUGCCUACGACCCGGUCCUCCGAAUUGAGAGUAUCGCCGGAACGCACGGCCGAACCUACAAGUAGCUCUGAUCAGACUACUACUACUACUACUUCUACUAGCACUACUACUACUACUACUACUACUACUCCUACUGCUACCGCUACUGCUACCGAGUCGACCGCAACAUCUAUGUGUCUUCAUCGCAGCGACAAGGACGAUGUGUCCGAUAGCAAAGAACUUCGUAAAUCGAGAUCUAGAUCCCCCUCGCCUGCCAGAGGUAUCAGGCAAACCGCGUCACCGGUCCGCUCAUUGCCGCCGGUCAUCUCCGUAACCCCCGAUACACCCGACUCGACACCGGGGCACGGUAUCUCUACGGACGCUCGACCGCAGCGUGCCGUUAUUUCCUAUUCUUCCGAUACGCAACACGGUGCCCCGAAGUACGCCGCUCAGCCGCAGCGUGCCGUCAUUUCCCAUUCUUCUGAUACGGGACGACCCCCACAGACUGGACAAAGGGAGUCCUCUCAAUCGCCAGUACCCUCGCUUCCCUUGAGCCCAACACAUUUCAUCGCUUUCCCAGCCUCCGAGAUUCCAGCCCAGUUCUUCUCUUUGAGUGACACACCGACGAGUCAACGCGACACCGAGGAGCCCGGUGUUAUAGACACUACGCAGCAACUUCUCCGUGCUCUCCGUACGGCUGGUUUAAAAGCCAUGAGGCAUUUCGUCAGAUAUCUGGCGUCCACGCUGAGCAGCGACGACACGGUAGAUAAGAUCAGAGAAGUGGAACUGGCGAUAUGCGCCUUGUUACUUUUCAUCGCAGGCUUGUUGAUAUAUUACUUCAGUAGCGCACGAACUGUAACGUAUUAUCAUCACUGGGAUUACUUUAAUCCUCCUCAGUAAACGAGGUUCACGCAAUCCAUACAUUUGCCUAUACAUACUGCGUAUAUAUAUAUAUACCAAUCCACGAAUAGUUCAUUGGUUUGUAGAAAUUAAAAAAUUUAAUAUUCUUGUAAAUUUAUUUUGUAUAACAAUCUCAUGCUGAAGAAAAUAAUCGAAAAAAAAAGAUACACACACACACAGACACACAUACACACAGUAGUGAGAAAUUGGAACGAAAUUGUAGCUCUUGUACAAAUAUCGAAAUAAAGCGAAAGACGAGUUUGUAAAAAAA